Messenger RNA from Funneliformis geosporum, 258 nucleotides. The record is from the annotation of a GenBank genome assembly. Lineage: Eukaryota; Fungi; Glomeromycota; Glomeromycetes; Glomerales; Glomeraceae.
AUAUCGGUGAAUGCUUAUAUAAAAUUCGUGAUGAUAGUGUUAGACCAAGACAUUUUCUUGGCGUAAACAAUGCAGAUGAAAUAGAAGCUAUACUCUCAGAUCGUGAGGGUUAUUCCUUAUAUGAAAUCAUUAAUAGGAAUGAGCUACUUCGUCCCAUCAUAGAUUUUGAUUUACCAAUAAAAAUACUAAAUGCUAUAACUUCUCAGCUUUCAUACAAACAGGUGGGCAAUUUAUUAUGUUGCUCUUUUAGAGAUACUU